CUUCCAACGCAUCGCUUGUCUCACUUCCACAAAAUCGUGCCGUGCAAGUACAAACUAGACUUGUUGCUAUCGUGCCGUGCAAGUACAAACUACGCCUCAUCUCAUUUUAGGUCUUCCUACUUCCCUUUACUUCUCUCUCUUACUUCUUUCUCUCUUUCAUCCCUUAACCAUUCUGGCACUUAUCUCACGCUUAAUCCGCUAUUCACUAUAAUCUUGCAGGAGUUUCCGAAAAUGACAAUGAUAAUCUCUACAGCAAAACACAACUUUUUCUUCUUCACGUCCCUUCUACACAUCAGUUACUGCUUUUCUGAGCGAAAUACUGCUAAUGUCAACGGGUGGUCAUUAAUGUCGUCCCAUGAAAGUGGGGUACAUGACUACCACUAGAUAGAUUACGACUACCAACAAGUGCAGUAAGGUAGUUCUUUGCGAUAUUAAUGUUAAAUUUCAAGGUACAUGCUGUCUCCUGGUAACGGGUUCGGCUGUAAACAUCAACUUUCAGAGGACUGCGCUUAUGCCCACACGCCAGAAGAAAUGGACGUCGGCAUGAUGAAUGUCCAGAGCUCUUUUCCUGAUGAGGGUCAACAUCUUUGCCAACCGUAUCUAUUCGGGACAGGAAAACGACGAGGAAAGGCAACUAAAGAAACGGCGUUUGCUCUUGAAGAAACGAGUUGGCCUACUCUCGGAGGUGGUGAUAGUACUGCGACUUCCUUGAAGAUGCCAACUCCAGGUGAUUCUAGCCAGUAA
Messenger RNA from Amoebophrya sp. A25, 744 nucleotides. Lineage: Eukaryota; Dinophyceae; Syndiniales; Amoebophryaceae. The record is from the annotation of a GenBank genome assembly.